Molecule: messenger RNA, 5246 nt
Organism: Suricata suricatta (meerkat)
Lineage: Eukaryota; Metazoa; Chordata; Mammalia; Carnivora; Herpestidae
Gene: CLIP2
Product: CAP-Gly domain containing linker protein 2
Exons: 17
Coding region: 237-3374 (1045 amino acids)
Biological process (GO): cytoplasmic microtubule organization
Cellular component (GO): microtubule plus-end; cytoplasm; nucleus
Molecular function (GO): microtubule plus-end binding
Source: RefSeq, a predicted model, not a curated record
CGUCCCUGCCCUGUGGCAGACCGAUGAAUGCAGACAUCUCCUCUGGGCUCCUCUGUCAGCGAGGCAGAGAGGCCCGGGGCUCACAAAUGUUAGUCUAGGCCUAGUGAGGCCGCGGCGGGCCAGCCCCAGGUCUGGUGCCAGCACAGUGCGGAGCAGCAAGUGACUGUGGGCGAAUGACGAUGCUGGAGCGGAUGUGACCCGCACGGACCCUUGUGCACACGCCGAGCGGCCCCACCAUGCAGAAGCCCAGCGGCCUGAAGCCCCCCGGCCGCGGCGGGAAGCACUCGAGCCCCGUGGGUCGCGCGUCCCCAGGGACGGCCGCCGUGACUGCCGCGGCAGCGACGGCGGCCACUGGCUCCAAGGAAGGCUCCCCCCUGCACAAGCAGGCCUCGGGCCCGGCCGCCGCCCCCGCCCCCACCGCCGAGAAGCCGGGCCCCAAGGCGGCCGAGGUGGGCGAUGACUUCCUGGGGGACUUCGCGGUGGGCGAGCGGGUGUGGGUGAACGGCGUGAAGCCCGGAGUGGUGCAGUACCUGGGCGAGACGCAGUUCGCCCCGGGCCAGUGGGCCGGCGUGGUGCUGGACGACCCGGUGGGCAAGAAUGACGGCGCGGUGGGCGGCGUGCGCUACUUCGAGUGCCCGGCCCUGCAGGGCAUCUUCACGCGGCCGUCCAAGCUGACCCGGCAGCCCACGGCCGAGGGCUCGGGCAGCGACGCGCACUCGGUGGAGUCACUGACCGCCCAGAACCUGUCCCUGCACUCGGGCACGGCCACGCCCCCGCUCAGCAGCCGGGUCAUCCCGCUGCGCGAGAGCGUCCUCAACAGCUCAGUCAAGACUGGCAACGAGUCGGGCUCCAACCUCUCGGACAGCGGCUCCGUGAAGCGGGGCGACAAGGACCUGCGCCUGGGAGACCGCGUGCUGGUCGGCGGGACGAAGACUGGCGUGGUGCGGUACGUGGGGGAGACGGACUUUGCCAAGGGCGAGUGGUGUGGUGUGGAGCUGGACGAGCCCCUUGGGAAGAACGAUGGGGCGGUGGCAGGCACCAGGUACUUCCAGUGCCCACCCAAGUUUGGUCUCUUCGCCCCCAUCCACAAGGUAAUCCGCAUUGGCUUCCCAUCCACCAGCCCGGCCAAGGCCAAGAAGACCAAGCGCAUGGCCAUGGGCGUGUCGGCGCUGGCCCACAGCCCCAGCAGCUCUUCAAUCAGCUCCGUCAGCUCGGUGGCCUCCUCUGUGGGGGGCCGGCCCAGCCGCAGUGGACUGCUCACAGAGACCUCUUCGCGUUAUGCCCGCAAGAUAUCGGGCACGACUGCUUUGCAAGAGGCACUGAAGGAGAAGCAGCAGCACAUCGAGCAGCUGCUGGCUGAGCGGGACCUGGAGCGGGCUGAGGUGGCCAAGGCCACGAGCCACAUCUGCGAAGUGGAGAAGGAGAUCGCCCUGCUCAAGGCCCAGCACGAGCAGUAUGUUGCAGAAGCAGAGGAGAAGCUGCAGCGGGCCCGGCUGCUGGUGGAGAGCGUGCGGAAGGAGAAGGCGGACCUGUCCAACCAGCUGGAGGAAGAGAGGAGGAAGGUGGAGGAUCUGCAGUUCCGAGUGGAGGAGGAAUCCAUCACCAAGGGAGACCUGGAGACCCAGACGCAGCUGGAGCACGCGCGCAUUGGGGAGCUGGAGCAGAGCCUGCUACUGGAGAAGGCGCAGGCCGAGCGGCUGCUCCGGGAAUUGGCCGACAACAGGCUGACCACGGUGGCCGAGAAGUCGCGUGUACUUCAGCUGGAGGAGGAGCUGAGCCUCCGGCGUGGCGAGAUCGAGGAGCUGCAGCACUGCCUGCUGCACUCGGGCCCGCCCCCCGCCGACCACCCCGAGGCCGCCGAGACCCUGCGGCUGCGGGAGCGGCUACUGUCGGCCAGCAAGGAGCACCAGAGGGAGAGCGGCAUGCUGCGGGACAAAUACGAGAAGGCCCUGCGGGCCUACCAGACGGAGGUGGAGAAGCUCCGAGCGGCCAACGAGAAGUACGCGCAGGAGGUGGUGGACCUCAAGGCCAAGGUGCAGCAGGCCACCAGCGAGAACAUGGGGCUCAUGGACAACUGGAAGUCCAAGCUGGACUCGCUGGCCUCGGACCACCAGAAGUCCCUGGAGGACCUCAAGGCCACGCUGAACUCGGGCCCGGGGGCCCAGCCCAAGGAGCUCGGGGAGCUGAAGGCUGUGAUGGAGGGCCAGCUGGAGCACCAGCUGGAGCUGGGCAACCUGCGAGCCAAGCACGACAUCGAGACCGCCAUGCACAUCAAGGAGAAGGAGGGGCUGCGGCAGAAGCUUCGGGAGGCCCAGGAGGAGCUGGCGGGGCUGCGGCAGCACUGGCAGGCCCAGCUGGAGGCGCAGGCCAGCCAGCACCGGCUGGAGCUGCAGGAGGCCCAGGACCAGCGCCGUGAUGCCGAGCUGCGGGUGCACGAGCUGGAGAAGCUGGACGUGGAGUACCGGGGCCAAGCGCAGGCCAUCGAGUUCCUCAAGGAGCAGAUCUCCUUGGCCGAGAAGAAGAUGCUGGACCACGAGCUGCUCCAGCGGUCGGAAGCCCAGAGCAAGCAGGAGGCCGAGAGGCUGCGGGAGAGGCUUCUGGUGGCCGAAAACAGACUGCAGGCCGUCGAGUCCUUGCGUUCAUCCCAGCACAGCAACAUGAUCGAGUCCAACGACAUUUCAGGGGAGAAGGUCAGGAUGAAGGAGACUGUAGAGGGCCUGCAGGACAAGCUGAACAAGAGGGACAAAGAGGUAGCCGCCUUGAUGUCCCAGACCGAGAUGCUCAGGGCCCAAGUAAGUGCACUGGAGACCAAGUGCAAGGCGGGAGAGAAGAAGGUGGAUGCCCUCCAGAAGGAGAAGCGGCGCCUAGAGGCCGAGCUGGAAGCCGUGUCCCGCAAGACCCACGACGCCUCGGGCCAGCUGGUCCUCAUCAGCCAGGAGCUGCUCAGGAAGGAGCGGAGCCUGAACGAACUUCGAGUGUUGCUGCUGGAGGCUAAUCGCCACUCGCCAGGGCCUGAGAGGGACCUGAGCCGCGAGGUGCACAAGGCUGAGUGGCGGAUCAAGGAGCAGAAACUCAAGGAUGACAUCCGGGGCCUGCGAGAAAAGCUGACUGGGCUGGACAAAGAGAAGUCCCUGUCGGACCAGAGGCGCUACUCGCUCAUUGACCCGUCCUCGGCGCCUGAGCUCCUGCGGCUGCAGCACCAGCUCAUGAGCACGGAGGACGCACUGCGGGACGCGCUGGACCAGGCUCAGCAGGUGGAGAAGCUCAUGGAGGCCAUGAGGGGCCCCGACAAGUCCCAGGCAGGCAGCAGUUCCGGAUCUGCCAAUGGCAUCCACCAGCAAGACAAGGCCCACAAGCAAGAGGAGAAGCACUGACCCUGAGGGACACCGUGGAGCAGCCGAGUCCACAGCAGAGCCCCUCCGGCCUGCCCUGGCAGCGCCCCCUCCAGGCAGGGGCCAGGACUGUCACUUCGGAGACAAGAACAGUGUUUGUAACAAUAACGUGCCCACUGCCGCGGACAAUCCCCCACCCCAACCCCCCUGCCGGACUGGGAGGCUUACUCAAGCACCACCUUCCACAGCAACGGUACAGUCCUGGCCUGGACCUCGGGAUGCCCCGGCUGUUUCUGGAGUUUGGGGAGGCUGAGGCGAUUCAGCCAGGCCCCUCUCAAGCUGCCCCGAUGACCAUCUUGGCACCCCGGGCAUGUCCCCACCCUCCCUUUCUUCUCCUCCUUCUCCCGGGUUCCCCUAAAACCCCAGAGAGCCAUUGUCCCGGGAUAGGGUCAGAGGGGGCCCAGCCAGGCACCAAGGACAGCAGGCCAGGCCUCAGAAGCCGGGGUGGGGACCCCCUUUUCUGCAGCCACUUCCAGGCAUAGCCAGUCCCCAGGCUUCUUGUCCCCACAUGCUGAGCCUUCUUAAACAGUGGUACAAGACCUGUCAGCCCGUCUGCCCGGUGAGGCCCGGGCUCAAGGUGUUGGGGGGCAAGGUCUUUCUCCCCCGACCCCCAACACUGUCUCUCAUACAUAGCUCCAAGCUGCUGGCCAGAGGGUAGCCGCCAAGGCCAGGAGCCACAGUAUUAGGAAAGUUUGGAAGCCCCUCUCCCCCUGCCCCAUGGACCUGGCUUGGAGCAGGGGCAGGGCGGCUGCAGGGGGACCCAGAGCCAGGGCUCCGCGUUUUGAGUGGUCAGUAACAUGUCUUCUAGGUUGACUAGAUGUCCCAGAGCUGGGCCUGUGCCCUGCAGAAACGCCCACGCAGGCUCAUGCAGCCACUGACCCUUGGCACAGGCACAGAGGGAAGGCGCGUGCACACGCAGUCUUGGGGGUGGGGCACUUGGGGUCAGCCUCGCUCGGGGGGCACACUCCUAGCACUGAGCCCCAGGUCCAGCAGCCCCGCACCCUGCAAAGGUUCCUGCAACCUGGCCGUGGGCAUACACACCCAGGCACACGUGGGGGAGUGUGCAGGGACGUGUGUGCCACGCACUUGCAUCAGAAUGCACAUGCUCAUCUCCUGUAGCCAAGAAAAGAGCCCAAGGGAUGUUGACGACAGGACAAAAUCUAACCACCUCUCCCCUCUGCCUCUCGAGUCUGGCGGAGCUUCUCCAGACCCGUGUGGAGCAGGAAAAGCCAGUUUUGAAAAGCCUUUAGAUCUGGAGGGCCUGCAGGUUACUGCCUUGUGCCUGCCUCCACCUCCCCCAGCUCAGGGGGAGUUUUCUUUCGGGGUCCUCCCCUGCCAGGGGCUCACGGAAACCUGACACCCCGAAAUGCACCAGGAUGGGUCUGCAGACCGUGGCCUUUGGGUGCUCCCAGCACAGAUGCGUGUGGUUCCCAUCCUUGCCCAAACGCAGCCCAUCCUGGGGGGGGCAGCCAGUUCAUCCCAUCAGCCCCCCCCCACUGGCUUCCGGUAGCUCACGCAUGCGGUUUCAUUAACAGUCUAGAAGCGAUGCUUUAGUGGCCUAACCCAGAGUCGAAUACUACUUUUUCCAGCAAAAUCUGGCAGCUCCCCCUGCCUACAGGAGGCACUGAUUAGUCUACUAACAGCCAAAGGCCCAUACCAGGGGGGCUGAGCCCCUCAGGUGGCUGGCAAGUGGCACAUAGGCCAUUUGCCCACAAGCGUCUCCGCCUGUCUGGUGUGGGCUCAGCCGUGCCCCGUCCCUGAGCCCUCCCCCAUCCCUGCCCUCCCCAAAGUGGAAUUGUUGAAGUGUGGCGAGUCUGUGCUCGAGACAAUAAAGCUUGUGACUGAGGUCUAGGA